Messenger RNA from Solenopsis invicta (red fire ant), 2458 nucleotides. RefSeq lists its product as uncharacterized. The transcript has 2 exons. The record is from RefSeq and is a predicted model, not a curated record. NCBI's taxonomy places the organism in Eukaryota, Metazoa, Arthropoda, Insecta, Hymenoptera, Formicidae. The coding region runs from base 1100 to 1459 and encodes 119 amino acids.
UAUCGUUUAAAAAAUGUAAAUUUUUACUUUUGAUUUGCUUAUUUGAUGAGCAUUAAACGAUUUUUUUCCAAGUUAUUUAAUGUUACACUAGAUCAUUUCUGUUUUAAUGUUAUACUCGAUAAAAAAAACUCGCACAACGCUGAAAACACACACGCAUGCACACACAAUAUAAAAGGAAUUGAAUUGAUUACGUAAAUAACAUUACGUCUUUAUGCAGAAUCAUGCUGCCAACAUCUUGGCGAAAGGAGAAGCUAGAAUAUACUAACAAAUUAAAUUAAUUAGAAUGUGUAGCAAACUCACUACUAAUAAGCGAAAUCCGUGUUUAUACUUAUACAAUUCGAUAUAUACGUAUAAUCAUUAUAUAAAAUUUGUCUUUAAUUAAAUUUAAUUAAAUUUAACUAAAUUAAAAUCUGAACAAAUGACCUCUUUAUAUUUUUUAUACAUACGUACGUAGGAGUAGGCACGUGCUAAAUACAUGUUUAAGAAAAUCCAUGUGUGAAACGAUACACUAUAUGUAAAAUGCAGUAUAGUCGGAGUUGAUUACUUUGAAUGGCACGUCAUAGAACACAUGUGCACACACAGGAAGCAAGAAAAGAUCAAGAAAGUAAAUGUCACGUUCAGUAAAAUAUUGAAGCUUCUUUAAAAUGAAGCCUGCAUCUCGUGUUCCAAUCAGGGGUUUGCUGCUCGAAAUACCGAAGAAGAGGUAGAUUAUAGGCGACAUCUUGAAUACAUACAUAGAGAAAGAUUAUUGCCGAGUCUUGAUUCUUUCUGAUUUUACUACAUGAUAUUUUUAUUAAACAUUAAGAGAGCAUUCCUUUUCUCAGCUAAUUUCUUUUAAUUUAAUAUCCUUCUUAGUUCAUGUUUUCACUAAAUUAGGAUAACUUCAUUAUAUGAAAGUAUAACACGCGUGAACGACAUUUUUACGAGUAUAUAAAUAAAGAAAACACGAGGAGCUUAUAUUUUUUGCUUGCAUUUUUAAAAGUGCCUGCAUGAUGUAGCCGCGUUGCGAAGAUCGAGUUGCAACGAUACCGCGUUUCACACAACAAGCUCCCUCUCUCUGUCCCGGGUAAGCUACACGAUACUAACGAAGUGCCUCACAAUGAAAGUGAGAGACAGAGAAGCUGAAAGACGCAAAAGACUUCAGCAAGCGUUCCGCUUCGCGUAUCGGGAACGCGAAGUCUCUUCUGUAAACGCAACGUUAAAGAAACGGAAAAGGUGCAUCCGCUUCGUACUCAAGUCGCGGAAACCAAUCCUAUCUUCCACGCAAAAACCGGCUAAGUGUCCUGACGAAGAGAAGAAAAAUCACGAGCCGCGCGUCUCGGAUAGCAACUUUCUUGGGAAAUCGACAACGGAUCGGUGUGUAAUUCGACGUCGCCUUGGCGAGCGUCGAGCGUCUGGCUCUCGACGUAGCAAUUAUUGGUGUCCGCGGCCUCGACGGAGGAACUACGAGCUUAAUUGAAGAAUUAGUUUAGGGAGCACGACUCACGCUCGCGUUCCCGGGAACGGCAGGCGCUCGAGAAACACGCGCAGAAUCGCAUCUCGCGUGAUAAUCGGGACGUUCGAGGAAUAUCGAGACGCCGAGCGAUAAUGAAUUUCUUAUUUCACGAGAUAUGAGCAGGUGUUACACGCCGAAUAUAAUGUGAAAUAUGCCAAAAGAUAUAACGGAAUUCCAAGAAAUAAAAGCGAGGGGAAAUUUUAUGUCGCAUAAAAAUUGUGCUUGAGAAAUCGAUUCUUGUGUGUGUGUGUGUGUGUGUGUGUGUUAUAAGGUAUACACCAUCUACAUUAGAUUAUGCUAUAUCACAUAAAUAAGAAUUAUAUAUACAUAUAUGUAUAAAGACUAAUAAAACUUUGUAAAACUUUAGCUGCCGUAACUAGCACCUAUGCGGAAAUUGUUGAACGGAAAACAUGCUUCUUCCGUUUAUCGACGUUGAUACCAUAUGAUACGUAAGUUCGAUAGUUUUUCAUGCACGACUGUAAGUGGGUUAAGACGCAAUAUGAUCAUACCGUUUGCCGUAAAACUUAGAAUUAUGAAUUCUAUUCUUCAUUUAAGAAAUCAUAGCUUUCUCAUAUUGACGUUACCUAAAUACAUUUCGUAUAAAACAUGUAUUUAUCUACGUAUAUCUCUCUGUUAUAAAGUUAUUAUACACUGAGAAAAAAAUAUCUUUAAAGAAUACUUUACUUAAUACAAAAAAAGUUAUUUACUCGAUGGAUCCUGAUAGCUUAUUUAUUUGCAGCCAAGUUAAACAUUUCUUAAUUGAAAUAAUACGAAGAAAUAAUUUCUAAUCAAGUAAUUUUUUUCUUGCAGUUCUAGAAAAUAUUGACUACUAGACUAUUUUUAAUUCCAGGUAAUCAGAUUUUUUAACCUAAGAAAACAAUUUAAUCAAAUUUAAUAUUAUUAGCUUAUUUAUAAAACCAUUAUUUAAAUAUAAAAAUAUAAAAUUAUAUUACAUACAUGUUU